AUGGUAGAACAUGUGGGAACUCUCGGUACACGUGAUGGCUCUGGCAUGGCUCUUAGAGGUGCAUGUUCGCGUGGGCUUAGUGACAUCAUUAUUUUUGAAGAGACUCGUCUCGGUUUGGAUAAAACUCCUCAAUUUGAAGCUGCUCUUGCAACUACUCGAUCCUCACAUCAGAAAUCUGGCAAUCAACUCUGUAAGAAUUGUAAUCAAAUUGGUCAUGCUUUUGCAUAUUGUCCUACCAUAAAAUGCAGAUAUUGUCAUGGUUACGGUCAUAUUCUUGAACAUUGUCCCACACGCCCUCCAAGAUCAAAAGGAGGGCAUUCUAAAUUCAAGAAUGUCUCAAAGCCUGGAUCUUCCUCUGUCACUGCUGUUGCUGCUACUGAGGGCUCUACUGCCAUCACCAUGAGUGAUCUUGAGGCACUAUUCAAACAGGUUAUCUCUUCUAAUUCUCCUGCUGCCAUGUCUGCCACUCCGGGUACAGGAUCCACAAACGGGACAGAUUCUUGGGGAGGGUCGCAGAGUGGGUCGAUUAUUUGAGCUUACAUCUUUACAUCUUCCUCAGAGAUUUGUGUCUGCAGCUACAAUCCCUAAUUCCUCCAUUCACCAAUGGCAUCUUCGUCUUGGUCAUGCUUCUACCAGUAAAAUUCAACCUUUAAUUUCUCGUGGAUUAUUAGGAUCUACUAAGUUUGAGUCAUUUAAUUGUUUAAAUUGUCAGCUUGCAAAACAACCUGCAUUAUCUUUUUCCCAUAAUAAUACUACUUCAGACACUCCUUUUGGUUUAAUUCAUUCUGACAUUUGGGGUCCUUCUCCUAUUUCUUCAAUAAAUGGUUUUCGUUAUUUUGUAAUAUUUAUUGAUGAUUAUUCUCGGUUUACUUGGAUAUAUUUUUUGAAACAUCGAUCUGAGUUAUCACAAAUUUACA
Messenger RNA from Hevea brasiliensis (rubber tree), 917 nucleotides. Its product is annotated as branchpoint-bridging protein-like. Lineage: Eukaryota; Viridiplantae; Streptophyta; Magnoliopsida; Malpighiales; Euphorbiaceae. The transcript has 3 exons. The record is from RefSeq and is a predicted model, not a curated record. Bases 1 to 534 code for a protein of 177 amino acids. Gene Ontology annotation, molecular function: zinc ion binding; nucleic acid binding.